Messenger RNA from Chiloscyllium plagiosum (whitespotted bambooshark), 631 nucleotides. Its product is annotated as heat shock protein 30C-like. Lineage: Eukaryota; Metazoa; Chordata; Chondrichthyes; Orectolobiformes; Hemiscylliidae. Gene Ontology annotation, cellular component: cytoplasm; nucleus. Gene Ontology annotation, biological process: protein refolding; response to heat. The record is from RefSeq and is a predicted model, not a curated record.
GACAACAAAUCUGAUGCUAAUGGAGAAGGUAAAAGACAAUCCGAGGACAAGGAUGGAGAUGGCUUUUCUGUGUCCCUGAAUGUCCAGCACUUCUCCCCAGAAGACCUGAGGGUGAAAGUAAUUGGAAGAAAAGUGCUGGUGACAGGAAAACACGAGAAGAAAUGUGAUGAUGGCAGCGGCUGUUACAGCUACAAAUAUGAAGAGUUCAGGAGAGAAUUCCAGCUGCCAGAGGAUGUCGAUGCUGAAGCUCUUCGAUGCUGUUUGUCACAGGACGGUCGGUUGAAGGUUCAAGCCCCGCGCCUGGCACUGCCAGCUGUGAGUGAACAGACUGUCCCCGUCAACAUCACCUCGGAUACAACAACCACUCCCCGGCUCAAUCCUGACCAAGAGACAGAGAAAUAGGAGAGUGGGAAGGAUGUGGGGAUCAAGAAAGCUGAAGAACAGAUGAGCGGUUAAGACUCUGUUACAAUGAACAGCUGAAGAUGUAAUAAUUGUUCAAAACCGGCAAUUAAUUUCUGUGAAUGUGAGAUAAGGAGACAUUGCUGUCCAGUUAAUAGUUUUCAAUUUAGAAACCUAUACAGUGCUGUUAUCAAUGUUCAUGUGGUUUAUUUUUGAAUGUAUAUUGGAAGAA